CAGUCAUUCGGCGCCGAGCAGUGGAAGCCACAGCAAGUGUGUUAAACUCUCACGUCUUUGUUCAGGAUUUUGUGGAAGUUUUCUGAAAAUAAAUCUAGAAGUGGGUGCCGUCAUAGGGGCAGGAACGAAAUUGCAGCAUCAUCGAUAGCCAAGAAUUGAAGCCGAUUCUUCAUCAAAUCCUUCUCUCCCUUGAGGAAAAAUGUCCUGCCGUGGUUCAGUCUUCCUUAUUGCAACGGCGAUGGUGGCAGCUCUAACGCCAGCAAGUGGAUGCUUCACGUUAUUUCCUGUGCCUCUGAAAACACUGACGACAGCAGUGCAAUGCGCGGCUCCAGCCUCGUACAUCAGCAACUGCGGCAACACGGCGUGCACCACCGACCUGGACUGCGGUAUCAUCGACCAGUGCUGCUCGGUUUCUGGUUGUCCCGGCGGUGACGGCAAGCGCUGCGUCACGAGGUGCCCAGACGCGUUGCCUAUCAAUAUUGGCUGCCCUGGAUACAAGCAGUGUACCCUCACCCAAGACUGCAACGUCACCAACUUAGACAUUUGUUGUCCUUUUGCGGGGUGUCACUUGUGUGUGCAUUUUCCUACUCCGACCAAAGUUCCCACAUGAAAGAUAUUUUUGAUUUCGAAACGAACAUUCUCACUUGAAAUUUCUGGCAGCUCUAAGCCUGCGAUUUCAUUCGUGGUGUGCGUACAUAUGAUAAUGAGUUUGCCUAAAUUGUGUGUUUGUUCUUUCAAGGAGCAACUCCAGAAAAACGGACAAUAUUGACUCUGUAUUGAAAAUGGCAAUGGACUCAGUUUAGAAAACAUCAUUUCCGUGUCAUUUAAUACUUCCAGUCGAAAUAAACUCGUCAACUAAACGAUGUCAUCUUUUAUUCGAGAUCUACGCUUACGAUGACCAUCCAUAGCUAUACAUUUCCAGUGACGUAUAGUAUGCAAAUUUAAUUUGAUAACCUAAGAAGGUAUCCCAGGAUUCAAAAUAAUAAAUCAGAAUGUUACAUUCAUUGCCUACUUUGCAAUGAAAAGUUUUUAAUGCUCCAUCUAUUUGACUUUCAAUACAUCAUAGUCUAUUGA
Molecule: messenger RNA, 1074 nt
Organism: Hyalella azteca
Lineage: Eukaryota; Metazoa; Arthropoda; Malacostraca; Amphipoda; Hyalellidae
Exons: 5
Coding region: 200-610 (136 amino acids)
Source: RefSeq, a predicted model, not a curated record